CCGCCCCCCUUUGUGACGUAGGAUAAUGCUGCCACGCGUCGGAACUCAGCUGCCCGUGGGCCACGGGACGCGAGUGACACGCGGGAGGGGACCAGCGCCAGGAACCAUGCAUCUCUUGCUCAGAUUAACCGUUUUCUUCUGCGCGUGGGGCAUUUUCGCUGCCCAGGGACAAAAGGAAGAGGGGCUCACGGAGGAGGUGAAAAUAGAAGUUGUGCAUCGUCCAGAAAACUGUUCUAAGACCAGCAAGAAGGGGGACCUGCUAAAUGCCCAUUAUGACGGCUACCUGGCCAAAGAUGGCACGAAAUUCUACUGCAGCCGGACACAAUAUGAAGGCCACCCCAAAUGGUUUGUUCUUGGUGUUGGGCAAGUCAUAAAAGGCCUAGACAUUGCUAUGAUGGAUAUGUGCCCUGGAGAGAAGCGAAAAGUGAUAAUACCCCCUUCAUUUGCAUAUGGAAAGGAAGGCUAUGAAGGCAAGAUUCCACCUGAUGCAACAUUGAUUUUUGAGAUUGAACUUUAUGCUGUGACCAAAGGACCACGAAGUAUUGAAACCUUUAAGCAGAUAGACACAGACAAUGACAGGCAACUCUCCAAGGCUGAGAUAGAUCAGUACCUGAAAAAGGACUUUGAAAAAGAUGAUAAGCCACGUGACAAGUCAUAUCAGAAUGCAGUUCUAGAAGAUAUUUUUAAGAAGAAUGACCAUGAUGGUGAUGGCUUCAUUUCUCCCAAGGAAUACAAUGUAUAUCAACAUGAUGAACUAUAGCAUAUUUUUAUUUCUCAAUUUCCUUAGCUACUUACUGUACUUUAUAUAUAAAACAAGGUCACUUUCUCCAAGUUGUAUUUUCUACUUCACCCGAUGAGGACAUAUUUUGAUCUCCUCAAUCAUGUAAGUUUGGAAUAAAUGUGAGGCUAUGUUGCAAAUUUAA
Molecule: messenger RNA, 923 nt
Organism: Pipistrellus kuhlii (Kuhl's pipistrelle)
Lineage: Eukaryota; Metazoa; Chordata; Mammalia; Chiroptera; Vespertilionidae
Gene: FKBP7
Product: FKBP prolyl isomerase 7
Exons: 4
Coding region: 26-760 (244 amino acids)
Molecular function (GO): peptidyl-prolyl cis-trans isomerase activity; calcium ion binding
Source: RefSeq, a predicted model, not a curated record